AUGAUCGACAACCUUGAGGUCGCACCUAUUGGUCACGACUCCGGAGCACGUAGGAGCCGCCAUCUCCGUAAGCUUCUCAGAAUCCGAAACCAUCAUCAUCUAACAUCCUUAACCUCGUCCAAAACCCCCGAUUCUUCGUUCAUUUCUUCACUUCCUCGGAGACCCUUUUCUCAAUCGCCACAAUCCUCGGCAACGUCGGCGGAGAAGACCCAGAAGCGCGCCGAGCCGCAGCUGCGCCAAUUAUUCAGAAACGCCGUUUCCACCGCCGAUGAUGGUACCAAGGCAAUCGACACUGAAGCAGCUCACCCGAAACAAAAAUUGAGGAAAUUGGAGAAAGUUGUGAGGAGUCUGAGCAAGGAGAAGGAUGAAUAUAGAAGAAAAACCCGGCCGCCCAUUCCGCCAAAAACCGAGCCAAUCGAACGAGAUGGAGCUCGGGUUAGUAGUUUGUCUGCGCUUUUCGUUGUUGAGAAGAAAGAGAAAGUUAAAUCAGACAAGCUGCCAAUAGAAUUUGGCCUUGAGGACCCAAAGGUUCACAAAGAGCUUUCGCCCGAGAUGCAAAUGUUGGCUCAAUGUCUGUAUGUAGAGGGGUAUUUAAACAGUGCGAAUUUUCUUCCCAAGGAUGAAUUCGAUGUCACCUGCUUCGAGAUGAGCUAUGGUCGGGAGUUUUUGAAGUCUGCGGCUGUGAGGUUUGGAGAAGAUCACCAGAAGAUUGCUGUGUGGUUAACCGCUAGUGAUCUUAAAAAAAUAGCUCUUUUUGGGUGUCCAUCUUAUGGGUGUAGGUCCAUAUAUGCUGCUAAACACAUGCGCCAGUUCUUUGAAAUCGAGGAACAAAAGGUUUGCGGAAAGUGCACGUUGAGAAACUCGUGCAAGCAUGCUAAUAAGGGAUGGAAUAAAUCUACUCAGUUGAGCUUGGCUAAAGUGAUCCAAGUCCUCGUCAUGUAUGCUAUGGGAUCGGUUCCUGAAAAAUUGGUAGUGCCUGAAGAUAUAAACGACUCAGUGAGUCGAUUGCUGAAGGAGAUUGUAAAUCUUAGCCAACUAGGUUGA
Messenger RNA from Striga hermonthica, 1044 nucleotides. The record is from the annotation of a GenBank genome assembly. NCBI's taxonomy places the organism in Eukaryota, Viridiplantae, Streptophyta, Magnoliopsida, Lamiales, Orobanchaceae.